AUGGCCGCAAAGGUCUUCAUGGAUGCUCCAAUCUCAGUUGACAACAAAAUCACCACAGCUACAUUUCAAUACAAAGGCAUCUCAAACGUUGUGAUCCCUUCUCUUCCUCAACUUCCUGCUAGAAAUGGCUCAACUUUUACACUGCGUCCCAACAAGAAACUCAAAAACGUAAACUCUUAUCAAUAUCCUGCUCUUGUUCCUCACAAAGUUGAUAGAAACCUCUUCUACACUAUUGGUUUAGCCAUAGAUCCUUGUCCUACCUGUGCCAAUGGAACAAGACUAAUUGCUUCAUUGAACAAUGUCUCAUCACCUGAACAUACACUUUUUGAUAGGCCUUCAAAACCUGUCAAUUAUACUAGUGCACUGCUAAUGGCAAAUCUUGCCACCUUAAUGAGGACACGUCUUAGAUUUCAGAUUUCAGUAAUUCAGUAA
Arachis stenosperma is the source of this 432-nucleotide messenger RNA. RefSeq names its product laccase-11-like. Lineage: Eukaryota; Viridiplantae; Streptophyta; Magnoliopsida; Fabales; Fabaceae. The transcript has a single exon. The record is from RefSeq and is a predicted model, not a curated record. Bases 1 to 432 code for a protein of 143 amino acids.